Molecule: messenger RNA, 1749 nt
Organism: Anopheles gambiae (African malaria mosquito)
Lineage: Eukaryota; Metazoa; Arthropoda; Insecta; Diptera; Culicidae
Product: putative nuclease HARBI1
Exons: 4
Coding region: 837-1718 (293 amino acids)
Source: RefSeq, a predicted model, not a curated record
AUCCGUCUCCGGAACCAAAAUCCAUAUGUUUUCGGUCUCAUCGGGCUCUAUCUGGGCGCCGAUUAAAAGAAUCUCUUAGAAGCUCCAAUCGGGCUGAAUGCAAGAUUCGUCGCGGCGACGCGAUAAAUGUUGCAUGCAUGUGUACUACAUUUUUUUCUCCCUCGCUUUCUUUCUGAUUGCAAUGAGUUCAGACAUACUUAGAAAUGCGUUUAACAUAUUUUCUUUUAUUUUUCACGUUUAAUUUCCUAAGCACAUUCUCUUAUACACACACAAAUACACCCUCUCCUCCCUCCUUGGUAUUUGUCGAAGGGUUUUUUCUCUUUGAAAAAUAAAAAAAACACGCACUCAAGAUGAUCCCGUGGGAUAGUGCGAAACGGCAAAGAAAAAUCACACGCACACACACACAUAUCGCAAUCCCCCCCUUCUCCCCAAGUAGCAAAGCCGAAGUUGUUGAGAGAUUGUGCUAUGGCCCUGUCCUCUCUCUCUAGAUUUUGGACGGCAGACCGCCGCCCGUGUAGAGGUGUGUGCGUGUGACGAUAAUUAUGGAUGAAAUACUGGGGAAGCGGAGUUAGAAGUCUUUCGUUCGUCACACACACAUGCAGUUAUCAGGGGAUUUCGCUGGACCGAGUCUACCCAUCUCUCUCGAUAUACCACGAUUUUUCUGCUGUCGCGCUCAUCCGGGUGUUAGGCAUCCUCAGUCUGUCCAAAACUUUCCCUGUGGAAGGAUGUACUGAAGUGAGGUGCGAUUUCUUGUGCGACAGACUUUAUUCGUCUACGUUUUGUGCUGUGUUCCUUCAUCUUCAGUUAUGGAUUGAUGUAUCCUAUAAAAUGAGAAAAUGAGGUUUCUUCAAUGUUUCAGGGUUACGAAACCAAUUUUUUCGUUUAUUUUGGAAAAAAUUGAACCUCAAUUAGAAUGUAUUAAAAGUAAUGGAGUGAGUGCAAAAAUUAAACUUGCUGCUUGUUUGAUUUUCUUCGGAGAGGGCAGAUAUCAGCACGGAACUGGACAAGACUUCCACGUAGCCAUGGCACAAACAACGUUUUCAAACACUUUGCGAGAUUUGAUACCACCUCUUAUCACACUAUUGGGCGAUUGGAUACAAUUUAAUAUGACAGAAUCUGAAAGAAUGGAGGCAAAACAAUAUUUCUUUGAAAGGUUGGGAAUAUCAGACGUGGUGAUGUGUGUAGAUGGGACCCACAUAAGGAUAGUAAAACCCAAAUAUCGCCCCCUUCGCUAUAUCAAUAGAAAAAAUUAUUACAGCCUCAAUGCUAUGAUUGUUUGUGAUCACAAAUAUCGCAUCAGAGCUGCGGACGCUAGAUUUGCAGGAUCUCAUCAUGACGCUUAUAUUUGGAGUAUUAGUCCCAUUCGCAAACAUUUUAGAGAUCUACAUAGUUCUGGAAUAACUGACAAGUUGUUGGGAGAUGCAGGGUAUCCUUCCGAACCAUGGCUUAUAACACCCAAUCGUAACCCAGAUUCAGGCACACAAGAAUCUAUUUUUAAUACAUUUCAUGCCAGAGGACGAAACAUCGUUGAGAGAACAAUAGGAAUACUGAAAUCCAAAUUUAGAUACCUGCUUGGAGCAGAUGGGCGUCUCAAUUAUUCGCCAAAAAAGUGCACAAAUAUUAUAAACAUAUGUUGUGCACUACACAACAUAUGUAUAGAAAACAAUAUUGGUUGGCAGCAGAAUCUUGAUGAAAUGUUUUUGUUUAGAAAUGAUUAAAUUAAAAACGAUAUAAUAAAAAAAACAUUAA